AAAUCGAUAAUCUUGAAGUUUUAAAUAAGCAAUGAUUGAUUAAAAAAUCAUUUUUAUAUAUUGUCAAUCGGAUAAUUCGCAGUUGCCAUUAAUUGAGCAAAAAUUAUUGGAGAAAGAGAAGAUACAUAGAAGAACGAUCAGCAAGAAGCCCAAUAAAAAUACUAAAAUGAGACUAAAUGUUAGACUUAUUCGUAUUCGUGACAAGUUGGUUCUAUGUUUGAGUGCACUCGCCAUCGUGUUCACGUUAUUGUUAGUGAUGGAUUUACAGAUGGACUUGGGCUACAGUGGCCAUCAUUUGAAUCCCAGCCAUGCUCGAGUCCGAAUCGGUGAUCCGCCGGAGACUGAUACCGUUUACAACAAUUUCCGUCGGAAAUUUCUUCAACGAGGUAACGGCAGUCGCGAACAGGCUAAUAAUGACGUAACGCCCAUUAUUGAAAAAUCAAAGAAAAGCGGAGUAAUGUCAUUGUCAUCAAUAAAAAAGCAUGAUGAUUUCUCGGAUUUGAUGGACUUGAUAGUGAACGGGUAUGCAGUAAACGUUGAUGAAGGAGUGGCAAUAAUUAGCAGAGAGGACAGAGAAUAUAAUCCGACGAUCGGAGAAUUGAGAAAGAUGAUAUUGAAAAAAAUUUUCAAGUUUACGAGACUUGGAGGGAAUGGAACAUGAAAUAGGAACAAACAUAUUCACCUGGCGCAACAUGUCGUCUGCGGUGUGUUGAUUCGAGCAUUACUUUAAAGAAAAAUUCUUUCUAUAUUUAUAUAGUUUAAACAAAAAUGCACAUCAUCUAAGUCUAAAAUACGAGAAGAAAGGAAACUAUUAUUGGGAAUGCGAGGUAAGGAGUAAGAAAAAGAAAUUUUACAAAACAUUUAUUGAAAAAAAAGAAAAAAAAGAUAUUACAUAAAAAAUAAUUCUUUUAUUUUAUAUUUUAUAUUUUUAAAAGAGUACACGUUUAAACAUAACGAUAUAUAGCACGAGAUUUUACGAAUUUAUGUU
This is a messenger RNA of Acromyrmex echinatior (Panamanian leafcutter ant), 988 nucleotides long. Its product is annotated as extracellular serine/threonine protein CG31145. Gene Ontology annotation, molecular function: protein serine/threonine kinase activity. The record is from RefSeq and is a predicted model, not a curated record. Gene Ontology annotation, cellular component: Golgi apparatus. Lineage: Eukaryota; Metazoa; Arthropoda; Insecta; Hymenoptera; Formicidae. Gene Ontology annotation, biological process: protein phosphorylation.